CAAAAAACCACAUAGCCCUGGUCAAUUUUUCUCCACUCCAUUUUCAAUUCAGUUUAGAAGUCACACCCGAAGAUCCUGUUCGCUAAAGACAAAUGGCGGUGCCUACGGUGAUCAUGGAGGUUGAAAACGAUGGCGUUGCGAUCAUCACCAUCUCCAAUCCUCCUGUUAACGCUUUAGCCCUCCAAAUUUUUGAAGGGUUAAAGCAAAAGUUUGCUGAGGCAAUGAGAAGAAAUGAUGUCAAAGCUAUCGUUCUUACUGGCAAUGGUGGGAAAUUCUCAGGUGGCUUUGACAUCAAUGUAUUUGAAAUGAUACACAAAACUGGAGACCUUUCUAUCUUACCAGAUGCAUCUGUUGAUCUUCUCGUCAAUGUGAUAGAAGAUGCGAAGAAGCCUACUGUUGCAGCCAUAGCUGGACUUGCACUUGGAGGUGGCUUAGAGCUGGCUCUGGCUAGCCAUGCACGCAUUGCUGUGUCUAGAGCUCAACUUGGUCUGCCAGAACUAAGCCUUGGAGUUAUUCCUGGAUCUGGUGGCACACAACGUCUUCCAAGGCUUGUAGGGCUACCAAAAGCUGUUGAAAUGAUGCUGUCAUCUAGACCAAUAAUGUCGGAAGAAGGAAAGGAAGUAGGUCUUGUUGAUGCAAUUGUACCUUUGGAAGAAUUGCUGAAAGUAUCUAAGCAAUGGGCAUUAGACAUUGCUGCGAGGCGCAAACCAUGGAUACGCUCUCUUCAUGCGAUGGAUAAACUUGGCUCCCUGUCUGAAGCGCAUGACAUAAUAAAGAUGGCCAGACAACAAGCCAAACAGACCGCCAAAAAUAUGCCUCAGCACCUAGCAUGCCUAGAUGUGAUUGAAGAAGGAAUCAUUCACGGAGGAUAUAUUGGAGUGCUAAAGGAGGCGAAAGUGUUUAAAGAGCUUGUAGCAUCUGUCACUUCAAAAGCUCUUGUUCAUAAUUUUUUUGCCCAAAGGGCAACUGCAAAGAUUGUGUGGUUGAAAAUAGGAGAGAGAAAAAUGAAAUGUAAUGGAAUUGAAAUUGAUUGGGGGGGGGGGGGGGGGGGAGGGCUAAUGGGAUCUGGCAUAGCUACAGCUCUUAUUUUGAGCAAUAUUUACGUCGUUCUCAAAGAAAUCAAUUCUGAGUAUCUUCUCAAGGGGAUAAAGACUGUAGAAGCGAAUAUCCGAGAUCUGUUAUCUAGAAAAAGGUUGGCACAGGAUAAUGCGGAUAAAGCCCUUUCAAUGCUAAAAGGCGUUAUAGACUACUCCGAGUUUAAGGAUGUAGAUUUGGUCAUUGAGGCUGUUAUUGAAGAUGUUCCACUAAAACAGAAAAUAUUUAGUGAAAUUGAGAAGGCAUGCCCUCCACACUGUAUAUUAGCUUCCAACACGUCUACUAUUGAUCUCAAUGUAGUAGGAGAAAAGACCAGAUCUCAAGAUCGGAUUGUGGGUGCACAUUUUUUCAGUCCUGCCCAUGUAAUGCCUCUCCUGGAGAUUGUGCGGACAGAGAAGACCUCUCCUCAAGCAAUUCUUGACCUAAUGGCGGUUGGGAAGACCAUAAAGAAAGUUCCUGUCGUGGUUGGAAACUGUACUGGCUUUGCUGUUAAUAGAACCUUCUUCCCAUACUCUCAAGGUGCACAUAUUUUGGUUAACUUGGGGGUGGACGUGUUCAGAAUCGACCGGCUCAUAACCGAAUUUGGCCUUCCUUUGGGCCCAUUCCAGCUUCAGGAUCUAGCAGGAUAUGGAGUAGCUGUCGCAACAACGAAAGAAUUUGCUUCUUACUUUCCUGAUCGUACCUUCCACUCUCCAUUGGUUGAACUUCUUAUGAAAAAUGGGAGAAAUGGUAAAAAUAAUGGAAAAGGAUACUAUAUUUAUAAGAAAGGAAGCAAGCCAAAACCUGAUCCUUUGGUAUUACCAAUAGUAGAGGAAUCUAGGAUGCUCACCAAUAUAAUGCCCAGUGGAAAGCCUAUUAUUGUCACUGACCAGGAAAUUGUCGAGAUGAUACUUUUUCCAGUGGUGAACGAGGCAUGUCGUGUUUUGGAUGAGGGCAUAGUAAUCCGAGCAUCUGAUCUUGAUGUAGCAUCUGUUCUCGGCAUGAGUUUCCCUUCUUAUAGAGGCGGUAUUAUUUUCUGGGCUGACUCCAUCGGGGCUGACCAUGUAUAUCAAAGUCUCAAGAAGUGGUCACAAGUAUAUGGUAACUUCUAUAAACCGUCGUCGUUUUUAGAAGAAAGAGCAUUGAGAGGCAUUCCUUUAAGCGCGCCAGCUUCAUCACCUUCAGCAUCAAGAUCACGCUUGUAGGCUGUGCAUAUCCAAACGUUUAGCUCAAAUACUGAGGGUAAAAUAAAUCUCCGUACCAUUUGCCAAAUUAAUGAAUAAAACUUUUCCAGUAGCACUGGCAAUAUUGAUGAGCAUUUGAAUAAACACAAAUCUCUCUCGCAAAAUCCAUGUCUCAAAGAUGUGGUUUGACUUUGAUAUAAUUUUUCGGUGAGAAAUGAUAUUAGCUUCUAUGAAUUAAAAUUGCAUGUUUGGUACAAGGUAGCCUGGCUCCCUCAAGGGAACCAUUGAAUAGAAAUAAGGAAUUUAUCAUUUCACAAUGUGAUUUAUUGAGCAACUCUUGAUUAGGAUCACCAAAUACAACUGCACAUUUCAUUUCA
Molecule: messenger RNA, 2635 nt
Organism: Olea europaea var. sylvestris
Lineage: Eukaryota; Viridiplantae; Streptophyta; Magnoliopsida; Lamiales; Oleaceae
Product: peroxisomal fatty acid beta-oxidation multifunctional protein AIM1
Exons: 18
Coding region: 93-2279 (728 amino acids)
Biological process (GO): fatty acid beta-oxidation
Cellular component (GO): peroxisome
Molecular function (GO): NAD+ binding; (3S)-3-hydroxyacyl-CoA dehydrogenase (NAD+) activity
Source: RefSeq, a predicted model, not a curated record